AACAUCUGCAGCUGCUUUAGAACGAUGUUAAUUUGCGUUGCCAAUCUAAAUUUUUGAUUGCAAUUCCUCGAUGGCCUGCCAGAUUACAGAAGUGGCACAGGUGGCCGCUAUUCAAAGUGUCAAAGCAAAAUUGACGUUGAAUGAGUUUGAAGUACGAGAGGAACCCAAGGAUGAUUUUGACCCGGACAACUGGGAGUGGGAAGAAACUACUCCAGGGACAAGCAGCUCAUCUAAUGCAACACCAUCAGGGACUUCCAAAGAAACGUCGUUGUGGCUGCAGAAAAGCAAGGUGUCCCUUUCCCCGUCUGGAAAAAUUUUGGUUCUUGCGCAUGGAAAGCAACUUGUGGUUUUGAAUGCCUUUUUGAGCACAAGGGAUCAAACCCGAGAAGCUGUGACGGAGUACAAUGUUACCUCCCACGGAAAUGUUUGCCAGCCAGGUGAAGAGAUUACCGCCGUUUUGUGCUUGCCACUAAUAUCACAAUUAAAUCGGUCAAGCAUCGGAACCGAGUGGACAUGCAUCGCUGUUGGCUAUUCCAGUGGUUUUGUUCGAUUUUAUACUGAAGACAGAAAACUUUUAACUGAGCAAGAGUUUGAGAAAGAGCCUGUGAUUCAUCUGAAGUGCCAGUCGUUCAAACGAGCAGCCCACUCGGAAGCUCAGGAACAACCUGAGGAGCUCUACGUCAUGUAUCCCAGCUCCAUUGUGACUCUACCUGGCUUUAGCUUAUUUCAAACGCUGAGAGGCUGUAGAAAUCAGCUCGCUAGAGUUGAGGGAAGUGGCAGUGGUUCGGUGGAGUCGCCACCUUUGGUGCACACAAAGUGGGGCUUUGCAGAGCAGGACCAAGUAAAUGACUGCCAAGUGAUAGGGCUUCCUCCUGUCAACACGUACGACCAUCUCCUGACUGCUUCCCUUUGCGGAGGCUUUGAGGCCGUAGCUAAGUCCAGUGCACCAGCUCACGAUUUAGUAAUUGCCACCGGACGAAAGCCGUAUGUUGGCUACCAUUUCACGGUAAAAGGAACAACGCAACCACUGAUUGUUGGAGUGGCCAAAGCUGUGUCCAGCGCUCUCAAUUCUACUCAAGGAUUUUUGUCUCUCAAAAGUUAUUUCACUGGCUCAAAACCGGCUCAAGAAAAGAAACAAGCCCAAACCAUCGAACCUGCUGAACCAAUGGGCUGCAGAUUUGGUCUUGGCGAUCUUUGGCGCCAAGGAGAGGCUAUCGUCAUGUCUCCAAACAAAGCUUUAAGUGCAGUGUGCGAUUCUCUUGGCAGGGUCAUUUUACUUGAUAACCGAACUGGUGUCGCCUUGAGAAUGUGGAAAGGCUAUAGAGAGGCCCAAUGUGGCUGGUUUGAAGUUCGCGAUCCCGCAGCAAAGCAAGCAUCCUCGAAAUCAAAGACGAGACCAAGGUCUGCACUUUUCCUAGUCAUCUACGUACCUAAAAAGGGCAUCAUCGAGAUUUGGGCCAUGCAGAAUGGACCAAAAGUUGCGUCCUUCAAUGUGACCAAGGAGGGACGAUUGAUCUACACUAAUUAUGGCCAUGUCGGGGUUAACAACGUCCCUGUAAAAGGGAGCAGCCGGAGCUUAUUCCCUUGCGUUUACAUGCAUCCAGAUGGGGUCAUCAGCACCAUUUCUAUACCUUUCCACUUUGCCUUGAGUGCCCAAAAUAGCAAGCAAGCUAAGGACAUCCACUUGCUGAAGAAACUAAGGAAGAUAUUGAAGGAGUGCAAGCACGAAGAAGAAGCCGAUUAUGUUGAAGCCGCGACUCAAGAGAUUAGUAAUUUAAUGAAAGAACUUUCUUGCUGCGAGGCUGCUCUACAAGCAGUUGAUUUACUCCUAGCCAGCAAGUACACCAGACCACAGUAUGUAUUGACUGCUGUCGACACAAUUUUGGCACAAUCUUCCGAGAAUGAUGAAGAAGAGAAUGAUCACAAUUAUAAAACCUUGAAACACAACUGCGUGCAGCUGCAGAAGUUAGUGAUGUUUUUCAACUUCCUCCAAGAGCAGAACAAAAAUCCACCGUCUUACGACUCGGUCAUUUCCUCGGACGCAGUUACAGUGCAGGCACUUUCUGUCGACCUCCUAACAAGUGAGAAAGAAAUGGAGUCUUUGUUCACUCUGGUCAAUGAAAUUAGUGAGCAAAAUUCAUCUAUUGGUUCCGGUGGACGAGUUACCUUUCAAGACGACGACAGCUCUAUUCUUAUGGAGUUUUUGUCUGCUUUUGACCUUGGAAACUUUGGCUCUGCGCACCAAAGAUGCAUUACCUUGAGGAAAGAUAAAUCCGAUGACUGUGUUAAGAGAAUAGCCAUGACGAUGUUCCAAGAUUGGCUCCAUGGAGAUAACUCGACUGCUGAGUGGAUGAACCAAGCAGAGGCGAGCGGAAUUCACGCCCAGAGCUUUUUUAUUUUGGCAUUGCACUUCUGGCUGCAGGUGCAACACAAAUCACCUCCAAACAUGUCUCUCUCAAUGACAUUGGCUGCAGACAUGCUGCAGCUCAACAGGCUUUUGAACAACAUUCAAACUUUGGCUGAUCAAAGUGAAAUUGUCAUUGACACAAGCGAGUUGUCACCUUGGUGGGAGGAAGCCAGACGGAUCUUGUUCUCUGCAACUCAGCCUUUGAAAGCGCUCACAGCCUCAUAUGUUUGCAGAGGGGUGAAUUUGAAAAUGGAGAUGAAACUAGGCUCGAAAUCGGAAAGUAAAUUUCCAACUGGUGAGGAGCCAAUGGAUAUUAGCGGUGAAGAGGCAGGAACUGCUGAUUGGGAAGAGCUCUCUAUGGACACAGUGCAGUGGAAUGUCUUGUUGCGCCAAUUGGAGGAUCUAUCUGUUCUUGACUUUGUUAUGCAGCAGAGAAUCAAGGUCAGCGUUGACCCUUUGCCCCGCUGUUUGAAAUGGAAAUCAGCCUCAAUCUCCUUAAACCUUGUAAUGAACAAAGGAAAAGGUGCAAUUUCUGAAUAUGUGGCUUACUGGAUUGGCACGACUGGUAUUCAACCUAAGAUGCUUGUUGAGCUUGACAGAAAAUUAUUGAAAGAAGAGGCAACAGUUGACAAACUUGAGCCUGAGCAGGCGGAGGAUGCUGUAGUAUUUGAUCCGGAAGCUCUUAAAAUUUUAGAUUUACUGCAAAGACUAAGGAAUCAUUUCCCACUUAGUCUCCAAUGCAACCAAUUACUGGCCAGCCUUUUCUGGGAGUUCAUCCAAGAUCGAACGCAACUCAUUACAAACUCAGAUGUUGCGUCUGCAGCAAUCACUGUUCUCCAUUCCAUUCCUUCCUUAUCGCUUCGCCAGGGCAUGUGCAGUUUACUCUGGACACUGUACUUAAAGCAAGACCUUGAGAAAAUCUCACGCUUCUUCAACAAGAAAGUUUUGCCUAAUCUAGACAAUGUUGGAUUUUAUCCUCGUCAUAUUUUCGAAGAUAUUGGCCACUCAGAUGCAAAACUCAGUUCUUAUUUGGACUUCUGUGUUCGGUUUUUAGACACCUACUUUGAGGCUGCAGAAGACGAAGGCGAAACCUCAAAAAAGGCCGAGGUUUUAUCAGAGUCAAUAUGGACAAACGCAAGUGCAAGCCCGUCUCUAAGUCAGAUUGCUCUUAGCAAGCCAAAAGUGAAUUUUGGACUCCUGGAACUGCAUUUGCAGCUGGUCACUGUCCUGUUCAUGGUUGCUUCAUUCGACUUCAGAAUAGCAAGUUUGAUCUCGAAUCUCUUUGACAGUGCGGGGCAAGCUGCUUUCUUUCUCGAUCUUCACGCGAAUCCUCGACUUCCAAGCCACAACCCAAGCACAAAACUGACAAAUUCUAGAACACAGUUUCUGCUCCGCGUUAUUUCAGCAUCCAUGCAGAACAUACUGUUGGUCGAGACAAGUGAUUUUGAGGAGGCUGAAUUGUCUGGACCAAGAGUAGAUGCUUCUCAAGCUGCUCUCUGGAUGGGCAAGAGCUUGAUUUUGGCCAGCAGUUGGGGGAUCAAUACAGAUAUACUUCGGCGCCACCAAAUUUGCGAGCUCUACAUGAAUGGAUUUGAUCGUCUUGCAGAAGAAAAUGUCAUGUCGGUGAAUGACAAAAGCCUCCUUGCAUCACAACUUCUGAUGAUUGUCGGCCAGAGACUACAAAUUGCAGUUACACACUCUGCUGACUUGGCAGAACGGAUAUCGAUCUUGAGCCCAGCAAUAUCCAACUGGUUGGAAAAUGUGAACGUUGGAGGUGCAUACUGUGCAAGCUCAUUGGCGGACACUGCUGAGCUGGUAGGGUUAGUUGUUCAGUUGCUCCCCGAAGACCACAACGAAAGAAGACUUGCUCUCCUUGUUCAUGAUGCAUGCAACAGUAUCACAAAAACCACAUCUGACAUGUAACUAAACGACAGUUUACCAAUUUUUAAACCCAUAUAAGGAGAGGUUAAGACGCUUUUUGGUGACUGAAAAGUAUGAGGUCUUAAGUUAUUAUAGGGAUAUAAAAACAUGAUAAAUAUUAAUAGAGCAAAAUAAUGUUACCUAAAAUUUUAGAUGUUCUUUUAUAUAAAUUUGAAUUUGUUAAAACACUAAUAAGAGCGCUGGUGUUAUUGUCUGCACCUACAAUCAUUAAAAAAAAAUCUAAUAUUAUAUAUACUAAAUACAUACUGUGAAUGCAUUUAGAAAUGUAAGAAUAAAAAACAAA
Molecule: messenger RNA, 4631 nt
Organism: Neocloeon triangulifer
Lineage: Eukaryota; Metazoa; Arthropoda; Insecta; Ephemeroptera; Baetidae
Gene: Rab3-GAP
Product: rab3 GTPase-activating protein non-catalytic subunit
Exons: 22
Coding region: 71-4330 (1419 amino acids)
Biological process (GO): regulation of GTPase activity
Source: RefSeq, a predicted model, not a curated record